AUGAAUGUGAUCAAUUUUAAUACAAUGCUAAGUGAAAAAAAUAAACCAUUAAAAGUGAUUGCUGUUCAAAAGUUUCGUUUUCACAAGUUUUUAAUAAAUGAUGUUGAACAUUGGUGUUGCACCGUCAAAACGUGUAAGUGCUUUGCAAAAGUAAAUAGUCUUAUUGAUAUUGAAAUUGAGAUUUUUAAUGAACAUAAACAUAAGCCAUUACCAGAAAAUAUUUUAACUAGACAAAAAAUCAGUAACAAUUUAAAAAGGAAAGCAGUUGAUUAA
Messenger RNA from Macrosiphum euphorbiae (potato aphid), 273 nucleotides. The record is from the annotation of a GenBank genome assembly. NCBI's taxonomy places the organism in Eukaryota, Metazoa, Arthropoda, Insecta, Hemiptera, Aphididae.